CCACUCCCUCGCGCACGGAUUCCAGGAAGUGCCCGGAUGUUACCUUGUCAACCAGCUCAGGCUAAGCAACGCGACAUGAGGACACCAUGCUCAUAAGUCCAAUGAUUUUGCAUUGUUAAACAGCAUGUAUCCAUCAAGAAUUCCGGUCGUUGUUUUAUUCCUGUCUUAUGUUUUCUUCGUGGUCUCAGGCGUCCAGAGGCUGACACUAACCCCUGACCAAGGCACCGCCCUCAACAUAAGCAACCAGGUCAAAGGGUCGCAAUGCAAAGUGUGCUUCAGGGCGAGGUGCAGGUUCGACACAUCUUUGUUGUUAAAAGAAAACACGCCUUUCGUGGUGGAAUUUGAUUGCCCCCGACCUGAAGAUAUUUUUAAAGUGGAGAUAAUUAGAAAUAUAGAAUGUACAGCAAGGUCGUGCAGCAGCGACAUUAUCCAGACGGACUCAGUUUCCUUUACGCAGCUGGAUUUCCACCGCACAUUUACUUGGAACCUGAAAGCCUCAGCACUGAAAGCGAUCCAAGUGGACUUCACUAAAGGUGGUCUUAGACAAAUUAGUCCAUCUGCGAACUGUCCAGACAGACACACCUACACCUUAAAGGCCUUCCAGGUGUCAGGGACUGUUGUCAUUGGGAAAUACUGCAGAGGAGGCCCAAUCAGUGCUGCUCAGAUAUUGAAUGAGGGCAGCUUCUCUCUGGAUGUUCCACCAAGACUGAAGGUGCAAAGGGACCAGUUUGGUGUGUCUGUUGGGGAGGAAAUUAAAUCCCUUGCCAAAAUCACAGUGUCUUUGCCUGACCAGAGCUCUUCCAUCGAGUUGCUCUCUCCAAACUUCCCGGAGAGCUUCCCAGAUGACGACGUGAUGGAGUGGCACUUUCACGUCGAGGCGACACAUAAGGCGACUAUUGAGUUCUUAAACGUCACACAGCCGCGUUGUCUAAAGAAGGGAACGGCGGCAGAGUAUCAACGUAAAGGCAGGCGGGCGCUGGUGGUAGGUCUAACAGACACCCAGCCGGUCCUAAAUCAGGGGGACUUCUCUUUGACUCUGAGAAACUGUGAGAUGGACAGAAGAAGCGCUGGUUCUCCAGGACUGUCCCUGAAACUCAAUGUGUCCUCUUUCAAGGCGAGUUCACCAGUGUUGUGUUCUGUCGACCUGAGGAAGUGGAAGGUCCUUUCUCUUCACUUGGAAAGGUUGAGGUCGGCAUCUGAAUGUGAGAUGAAGAUGAACUCUUUGACGAUGGAGAAUAUCACAGUGCCAUCCGGAAGUGUUACUCAGCUGUCUUUCCAGGACUGUCUUCCCCAAGACGUGCUUGUCACCGCCGGUGGAAUCAUUGGUUGUACCCAAUUUCAGGAUUGCCCGAAGCGUCCAGUUCCUCUUUCAGUGCCUUCGCUGCCAAAAUGCCUCCCAGCCCCUCUCAGCGCUGUGACCUGGGCCCUCCGCCCUCCUCUGCAUGGCACUGUGGAGCUAAAGUUUUUAAUCGGACACCUGCAGCAGCACCUCCCCGAGCAGCCAUGCAACGACAGCCUCAUCACACUGAUCGAAGAUGACAAAACUACUGUAGCCCUUUUAUGUCCUCAGGGGGCCAUUCAGAAGGUCCAAAUCCACACCAACAUAUCUGUCACUGUGACCAGAAGGGAGGGCCAGGCACUGAAACCUACUGUGGAGCCUAUGUUGAUGGCCAGUUUGAAAGAGGAGAUAGCAGAAAGAUACAUAUUCACUGUAUUGCCCAAAAAAGACACGCCCAUUCUUUUGGCGACGCCUGGUUGGCCAGCUGGGAUGGAGUCCUACGCCACCGUCUCCUGGAUCGUCUCGCUUCCACGUAAGACGGAGGCGCACUUGAUGUUCGUCAACCUUAGCCAGCCCAAAUGCGCCAACCGCCACACCAACAUCCGAGUGCAGAGGAUCGACAGUCUAGAGGAGGACUACAGUCGCAGGGAGGACGAGGAGGCCGAGGAGGUCAGCGUUUCUGAGAACUUCUACCUAAACAUGUCCAACUGUAUGCCUGAGAGAGGAGACUUUAAGGUCAUCACAAAGCUGACCCUCAGGAAAAGCACAAGCAUGAUGUUGGUUACCAUCGCUAGUGUGGUCGCGGCUCUGGUGCUGCUUUUCAUCAUCGUGUUGGUGGUGGUCUGUUUCGUUAUCAAGACGAAGAAAAAGAAGCUUGAACAUCAGGUGUCCAUCUACAAUCCCAAUGGAACCAACUUCCAACCGGGACGCAACGGCUUCCCAAAAUCUCGCGAGGACAACGAGUCCCAUGUGUACGCCUCCAUUGAGGACACGCUGGUUUACACCCACUUGCUUAGAAAGGGGGCAGAGAUGGGCGUGUACACAGAGUCGGACACCUACCGGCCCGUCACGGGCCAAACGGAAACACACAAGCUGCCCGUGUCUAAAGAUGGCGACAACAUGGAGGUGGGAGUUUACCAGGCUUAUCCUUUGUCACAGCAACAGGCUCCCCCGCUUCCCAAAAGGCCCAUGAGCCACACCUUUGUGGACAAUGUAAUUUACCAGUCCCAACCCUCGCUGGAGGAGCAUUCCACUGAGAUAGGGCCACGACUGGAACUAGAGGGAGGCAACUGAUUGGACGCAGCUUUAACUUUUGGGGAGGUUGUGAUUACUUGCUGCUCAGCCUCACAAGACGUCCUCUUUUUUUCUCUCUGCUGCCAAAUUUAGACACACAAACUACGCAUGUCCAGGCCUGCAUGUGCUUGUUGCCUUCAUUUUUUAUCUUGGAUGGCGGAACUUCUCUUGGGAAAGCAGAACUGAAUCACCCUUUUAUACUUUUGACCUAUGUUUGAGUGUUUCUUUAUUUUGUAAUGACACUGAUGUCAAAGUACUGUAAUAUUUCCGCAAGGGGGUCUCGCACAGGGCACUACUGAAGCUAAAACAGCCACUGGCCUGUGGAUUUGAUGUGCAGUUUUAUUUCAAGACCUUUCUAAAAAAUAUGACAUAUGUCUUCACAUUUUUACAACAAUCAUACUGUAAUAGUCAAUACCGUGUAACAUAUUUUUCGAAAGUAUCCUAUUCUGAAAAAACUUUGAAUCUAAUUGAGAAAUCCGAGCCAGUUUUUUGUUGUUUUCGGAGACGCGUGUGGGAUUCUCAGUUUGCGCAAUAUCCUUUGCAUGUGUUCACCGACUCACUGAUUCUGAAUCUCACCCUGAAACAAUGAUUCAGUGAUACAUGACAAUAAACAAUCUUCCCUGA
Molecule: messenger RNA, 3196 nt
Organism: Nerophis ophidion (straightnose pipefish)
Lineage: Eukaryota; Metazoa; Chordata; Actinopteri; Syngnathiformes; Syngnathidae
Product: CUB domain-containing protein 1-like
Exons: 9
Coding region: 125-2572 (815 amino acids)
Source: RefSeq, a predicted model, not a curated record